UUGGCGACCUUUACCAGCUACAAGGCAGUUUGUACCUUUGACCAGGGCCCAGUGCAGGGCAGCAUGGCUCCAGUAGAUGAAAAGGAAGUGCAGCCCGAGAGUCCUAACUCGCUGUGGGUUGGCUUGAGAUGGCUAAACAACAUUGUACGAAGCUUGAUACUGAAUUCUGACUAUCUGUUUCUCUGUGGGAGCUUGCUUAUCCUCCUAGAGGCUGCAGUGCUGGUGGCCAUCAUAUCCUAUGUCCCAUACACUGAGAUUGAUUGGACAGCGUACAUGCAAGAGGUGGAGGGUGUUAUCAACGGGACUUUUGACUACACCCUCCUCAAAGGAGACACUGGACCACUAGUUUAUCCGGCAGGCUUUGUGUACAUCUACACUGGGCUGUACUAUCUGACCAGCCACGGGUCAGACAUAUCCCUGGCUCAGUGGGUGUUUGCUGGGCUGUAUCUUGCCAACCUGACUACAGUUCUCCUCAUAUACCUUCAGUUGAAUAAGACCCAGCACUAUCCCCCGUACAUGCUAGCGUUCCUAGGAUGUACAGCUUAUAGGAUCCAUUCCAUCUUUGUUUUGAGGCUCUUCAACGACCCUGUGGCUAUGUUCUUGCUAUAUGUGGCCGUCCUCAUGUUCAUUAACCACUCGUGGACUAUUGGAUGUGCUGUGUUUAGCCUGGCUGUCUCAGUGAAAAUGAACGUGCUCCUGUUCUCCCCUGGACUGUUGGUCCUGCUCCUCCUCACUGGGGGCUGGAGGGGGACACUCCCUCGGCUGUCCCUCUGUGCCCUCAUUCAGCUGGCCCUCGGUGCACCCUUCCUAGCAGAGAACCCAGUGGGGUAUAUCCAGAGGGCAUUUGAUUUAGGUAGACAGUUUAUGUAUCAGUGGACUGUGAACUGGCGAUGUGUACCUGAGUGGCUGUUUUUGAACCGAGGAUUUCAUUUGGUACUGCUGGUACUGCAUCUUUGUGUCUUGGUAGCCUUUCUCAGCAAACACUGGACCAGGUUUUAUGGUGGAUUCAAGGCAUUGUUGCAAUGGUCACCCUCUCAAGGGAAAAGGCUCACCUGCCCAGACAUAGCUUGGGUACUGUUCUCCUCCAACUUUGUAGGGUUGUGUUUCUCACGUUCACUCCACUACCAGUUUUAUGUGUGGUACUAUCACAGCCUCCCGCUGUUGUUAUGGGCAACCGACCUGCCAGCCAGCUUUAGACUUUUUCUUCUGCUGACGAUUGAGUACUGUUGGAAUGUGUACCCCUCCACUGUGCUGUCCUCAGCGCUCCUGCAUUCUGCACACAUCUUCAUUCUACUGGCCUUGUAUCUAAGUCACAGAGAACCACCCUCUAAAUUAGACAAGAAACAAUGAUUUUUGUGUAAUAAUAAUUGUGCUCUCAUGCUUACAAUUUUGUAAUCUCGGUUAAGAAUCUGAUUGGGGUGACAAUUCAUCAAA
Molecule: messenger RNA, 1434 nt
Organism: Halichondria panicea
Lineage: Eukaryota; Metazoa; Porifera; Demospongiae; Suberitida; Halichondriidae
Product: dol-P-Man:Man(5)GlcNAc(2)-PP-Dol alpha-1,3-mannosyltransferase-like
Exons: 7
Coding region: 64-1350 (428 amino acids)
Cellular component (GO): endoplasmic reticulum
Molecular function (GO): dol-P-Man:Man(5)GlcNAc(2)-PP-Dol alpha-1,3-mannosyltransferase activity
Source: RefSeq, a predicted model, not a curated record